Molecule: messenger RNA, 1428 nt
Organism: Uncinocarpus reesii 1704
Lineage: Eukaryota; Fungi; Ascomycota; Eurotiomycetes; Onygenales; Onygenaceae
Exons: 5
Coding region: 1-1428 (475 amino acids)
Molecular function (GO): hydrolase activity, acting on carbon-nitrogen (but not peptide) bonds
Source: RefSeq, a predicted model, not a curated record
AUGUUUGGGAAGAUUAUCAGCAAGAUCCGUUCAAAGACCAUGACUAUUACUACACGGAUAGAGGAAUACCCAGUUCCCGGGAACUAUACUGUCGAAGACCAGAAGAUAUACCAUGAAUAUCCACGGAAUAUAGCAGCCAUCAAUGCUAUCAAGUUUGAGAAUACGUUGCGUCCCAGACCCUACGAAAUAGCCGGAACAAAUCCGGAGUCCAAGAUCUUGUUCGUUGAUGUUGAUGUUCUGGACUCAACGGGGAGACAACCUUAUAAGGGCGAUGUUCUUAUUCAUGGGGAACGGAUCGUUGCUGUCGGUGAGGUACCUGACAAAGAAUCGCUCAUUCGUAACCCCGAUGUUCAGAUAUUUCAAGGAAGAGGUCGUACCUUGAUGUCAGGCCUGGGAGAUGCUCAUACCCAUCUUUCGUGGAAUGGCGGAGAUCUCAAUAAACUUGGAGAAUUGGGCGUUGAAGAACAUACCUUAUUGACAGCUAGGAGCGCAAAAUGUUACCUCGACUCGGGGUACACAAUAACAAGGUGUUGGGGCGCAGCUUCGGCAAAAGACAGGCUCGACGUCGUUAUCCGCGAUGCGAUUAAUGCCGGUGAAAUCCCAGGCCCAAGGUGCCUGGCCAAUGGUAGAGAAAUAGCUCGCAGGGAUGGAGAAUUGGUGGCGGGAAUCACCGCAUUUGCAGAUGGGCCGGAUGAGAUGAGACAGGUGAUCAGGAGUCACGUCGGGAUUGGCGUGGACCAAAUCAAGCUGAGCAUGUCCGGUGAAGAGGUAGCAGGAGCAGCAUCAAGGAGUAGUCUGCUAGCCGAUGCUAACAGGGUUUUGGUCAGAUCACGGAGAUCCGAUCAGCGGAAGACUGCUAUUUCACCGACGAAGAAACCUCUGCGAAUGGACUUGCUGGAGCGGAAGAAGGCGAAGCAUGUUGUCGUGCCAGCAAUAAACUGGCUUAUUGCCACCCUUUAUGAAGCCGGGUCUUUUGGCUAUCCCAAAGAAAAGGCUGAGCAGGUGGGAUAUAAAAGGGAACUUGACGAGGCCGUCAAAGCCCUAAGAGAGAUGCACGAGCGUGGGAUCGUUGUACUUCCCGGAGGAGACUAUGGCUUCGCCUGGACCCCCCACGGCACGUAUGCGCGAGAUCUCGAACACUUCCAGAACCUCCUCGGAUUCACCGCCCACGAAAGCAUCAUUGCCGCCACCGCAGGUGUUGCAAAGCUUUUCAUGCGUGAAUCCGAACUCGGGAAAAUCCUGCCGGGUUACUAUGCAGACUGCAUUCUGGUAGAUGGCAAUCCCCUUGAAGACAUCAGUAUCUUGCAGGAUCACGAUAGAUUGAGCGUCAUUGUAAUCAACGGGCGAGUGCACAAGGCCGGGGUCCAGGAAUACGUCGGAGCUGGGUCGUCACGGAGCCCUAAGACGGGUCUCCAGAAGUCAAAGUGA